Molecule: messenger RNA, 1577 nt
Organism: Suillus discolor
Lineage: Eukaryota; Fungi; Basidiomycota; Agaricomycetes; Boletales; Suillaceae
Product: velvet factor-domain-containing protein
Exons: 8
Coding region: 262-1311 (349 amino acids)
Source: RefSeq, a predicted model, not a curated record
GAUCACUACUGCGGGAGAUCCAAAGAAGACGUGCCUUCAGCUUCCCAAAUACUGCUCCGAACAGAUUUGGAACCCUAUAUCGGUCGCCUUCAGAUCUUCUUCCUCUGACCCCGAGCUCCGCUCCCUGGAAAUAGGUAUUAUAUGAUAUGGUCACCUACAAACGAAAUGGAUAAAUUCCAAGCUCCUAUGCUCUAGAGUAUUGAUUAAUCCUCCUGUAGGCUCAGCGUGCGCCUUGUCUCCCAGGCAAAUAUCUCGUGACAUAUGCAUACUCGCUCUAUUGACUCCUACUGGUCUAGGCAAUACUCAUGGGAAAAGGUGUCAGCCAAGAAUGGUUUGAGCUCUCCCUACAAGUCGUUGAAUUAUCACGCUCACGAUGUUGACCAUGCGUCGCGCACGCGCUCCAGUGUCGAAGGAGAUGUUGCACGUACACGUCAAAUACGUCCGGUAACGCCUAUCACACCCAUAAAGUGUAUAUCAUCCAGCUACAAGAAGCUCUUUCACGAAUUGCCCUGGGAAAGCCCUCAGGGUUCACCGAGGUCCGUAGCUGCCAGCGACCAUUCGAACACACAGUCACCGCCGUCGUCCUGGAGUAUGCCAUCUCAGUCGGAGUCAUCUAGCCAACAGGGCACUGCUUGGAGCCAGGCUUCUUCCGCUGAUCGCACUAGUCCAUCCAUGUCUAAUCAAUAUAUUUCGAGUCAAUCUCGGGUCCAACACUCUUCCUUCCUAAACGAUGGUCAAACGAGGUCAUACCACCUUGAUGUCGUGCAACAUCCCCAAAGAACCGCGGAAUUUGGUUCUGCUAGCCUCUCCCGUUUGCCACUAGCUCCGCCAGUAAUCGUGCAACUGACUGUACGCGAUCGCUUUGGAAAUUCCAUCAUUCCUGAGAUGGAGCUGCCAUUCUUGAUCGCCCACUUGUCACUAUUCACGGAUGAUGGGUCACCGUUGGAUAUGGGCACCUCACCAAACGGAGAGGCACCUCCGCGGCGUUUGCUUUACGGAAACCUAGUGUCGUCACCUCAGAAAUUGCGCGACCUUCAGGGCCGUCUUGGAUUAUAUUUUCUGUUCCCCGACGCGAGUAUACGUUGGCGCGGCCGCUUCCAGCUCGGGAUCUCUCUAUUACGGAUAUCAGAGACUAAUGCUUCUGGUACUAUGAGUAUUGCAUCUCAGGGGACUGUGCUUGCACAGACUCGCACACGGUCAUUUGAUGUCUGUGCCCAUGAAAAUUACGUCGCACCGCCCAUUACACGCUUAACGCAAAGCUUUUUGAGACAGGGUGCACGAAUCCAUGCCUUCACGCCAAAUGGUCCUUAGACCCUAGAAUUUGCGUUCGGACUUUCCGACGCAUGUUGGUCACUUUCGCAUAACCUUCGCAUUUUUUUUUCGUUUUCGCUUUCUGCUGUAUAUCAUAGUCGGUGCACUCAUUCGACCUUUCUAUACUGACACCUGUUUCUGUUAUUUCUUGUCGCUGCAUGGUGCUCUCGACCUGCUGACUGCAUAUAUCAUCUGGCUAUAAUUGCAAACACACGUUGAGGAGAUAAGUUAGAUUAUUCAAUUAGAGUUUGCAUGCUGCAUCGUUC